UCGUCAUUUCUCCUUCUGCUGCGCUUCUUUGCCUCCUCUGUCAUUUCCCUUCAUUUUCUCCUCCUCCUUCGUUUUAUUUUCAUUCGUCAUCUUCGACAUGUUCUUCACGUGAAGUCCGACAACUUGCAGAGCCCGUGGAUGCCGAGUCAAAUCAAAAGGACAGGCAAAUGCUCUAUCGGGGAAUAAGAGAAGGAAACACGCAGGUUUGCAUCUUACACUGAGUGCCUUGGCUUGAAGGGAGCAACAGUAUGGAUCUGUCAUUCAUGGCUGCGCAGAUCCCAGUUAUGACGGGAGCUUUCAUGGACUCCUCGCCCAAUGACGACUACAGCGGCGAGCACUCGCUCUUCAACUCCUCGGCCAGUGUCCACGCUGCUGCCUCGGCUGCAUCGGUACACGGCCAGCAGGAUGAGUCGCAGUCCAUGUCCAGUGAUGCCAUCUGGCUCUGGAUCGCCAUCAUCGCCACUAUUGGAAACAUUGUUGUGGUGGGCAUUGUCUACGCCUGCACUUUCUGAUGAACAUAUGCUUACGGAGACAAACACACACACGCACACGUCCUGCUUUUUCUGGAUCUCUGGACCCCCAAGUAAAGCCAUGCUUUGUAGACAGAAACAUAUACUCCCUCUCUAUGUCUCUCUCUCUCUUUCUCUGUCUCUCUCUCGCUCGGCUUUUGGAUCAGUUUUGGCUCCCGAGGGUGUGGAAGUCGUGAUACUAGACAAUGACAUAUAGAGUACUAUAUUUCUUCAUCAGAAGGAAAAACUGUGACUUGGCUACAGUUGUCGGCACCAAGUGAUUUUGGAUUCUACAACAGAAAGUUUGAGAGGAAGCUUUUGUGUGUAACAGCUCUUUAGUUAAAAACAGAAACAACAGAUCUGCUCUGUCAACCAAGAAUCAAAGGAACUUCUUUUUUUUUUAGCUUAAGUUUGUUUCCGUGUUUCUCCUCAGACAACACCCUCACUUGUAAUGCAGAGAUGAAAAUAGAGAUUAAAUGGGGUUUAAGAGUCAGGUCAAUCCAGGCCAUUUUAAACAUUCACCAGAUUGCUGCCAAGUAAUUUAGGGCAGUGCUGUUUAAUUAAGUGACUGAACAGAGAUGGUGAAUGUUAAAACAUUUAGAAAGCACUGGGAUUAUUUUCAUGUCAGGCAGCCCUGAGGCCCAGGACGUGAGAGCUCAUUUAAGGACUAAUUUCUGGAUGAAACAUAGUGUGGACACUGAUCAGAUGUUGUUUUUUUUUGUUUUUUUAACAAUUUUACUGGCAGGAAACAGAGAAUAUGACACUGACUGAGCUUCCUUUGCUGCACACUGAAAAUCUCAUAAAAAUGACAGAAUGACCUUAUGAUUAGACUUUGUGUUAAACUAAGUCAGCCCCUUUGAAAUGAAUGGUGUUUUUGUCAAAUACCGACAGUAAUAUCUACCAGGGAUUAUAAUGAAAUCUAAUUGUAUUGUCAUGGUUUGUUCAUUUAUGUUAAGAUAUAUCAUCAGAUGUUAACAAAAUAGAAUUAGAAGCACAAAUUGAAUCGCAAGAUGACGUAGCCUACUUUGCUUAUUGCACCUAAUUAUUUUUGUAGUUGUUUAUUAAAGGAAAAUUCUUAAAGGAAGU
Messenger RNA from Thunnus maccoyii (southern bluefin tuna), 1595 nucleotides. RefSeq lists its product as uncharacterized. The record is from RefSeq and is a predicted model, not a curated record. The transcript is spliced from 2 exons. Lineage: Eukaryota; Metazoa; Chordata; Actinopteri; Scombriformes; Scombridae. The coding region runs from base 249 to 512 and encodes 87 amino acids.